Messenger RNA from Plasmodium yoelii, 4557 nucleotides. Its product is annotated as phosphatidylinositol transfer protein, putative. Bases 1 to 4557 code for a protein of 1518 amino acids. Lineage: Eukaryota; Apicomplexa; Aconoidasida; Haemosporida; Plasmodiidae. Gene Ontology annotation, biological process: phospholipid transport. The record is from RefSeq and is a predicted model, not a curated record. The transcript is spliced from 4 exons.
AUGAAAGUUGUAGAAUUUCGAAUAUGUAUGCCAUUAAAAGUUGAAGAAUAUCAAAAAUGUCAACUUUAUUUAGUAACAAAGGGUACAUUAGAAGAUGCUGAACAAAGAAUUAAAAAUGCUGAAAAAUAUGGAAGUGAAAAUAAUAGUGUAGGUGUUGUUAUAUUAAAAAAUGAAUCUUAUGUAGAAAAUUAUACAUCAGGACAAUAUACAUUAAAGAAAUUAAAUAUAUUGCAUAAAAUGCCAAAAUGGUUAUUAAAUUUUGUUGAUAAAAAAUAUUGUACAAUAGAAGAACAAUGUUGGAAUGCCUAUCCAUAUAUUAAAACAAUUUAUCAAAGUAGUGGAUUUCCAAAAGGUAAAAUUCAACUCGAAUCAUCACAUCAUUCUGGUUUUGAUACUGAAUAUAAUGCCUUAAAUUUAUCAGAAGAUUUAUUAAAUAUAAGAAAAAUUAUAUAUAUAGAUAUAGUUAAUGAUAAAGUAAGUUCAAAAGAAUAUAAUAUUAAUGAAGACCCUUCAUUAUUUUUGAGUCAAAAAACAGGAAGAGGUCAUUUUAAACAAAAUUGGAAAGAAACAAGUGAACAUCUAAUGACAUGUUAUAAAUUAAUAACUUUAGAUAUUCCUUAUUUUGGUUUAUUUUGUUCAAAAAUAGAAAACUGGAUUAUUUCUGCGAUCCGAGAUAAUUUAUUAAAAUAUCAUAGAAAAGCAUUUUGUUGGAUUGAUGAAUGGUUUGAGUUAAAAAUCGAGGAUAUACGUAAAAUUGAAAAGGAUGUUCAAACAAAGCUCAAGAAAUUUUGGACAGAAACGGGGCAAGACGUUCCGAUAGACGAUAUUGCAAACCAUGUUACUAGCAGUGAAAAGGGUGGAAAAAGUGAAGAAGGCGAAAGUGAAAAAAGUGAAGAAGGCGAAAAAAGCGAACAGAAUGAAGAACGGAAUCGAAGUAGCAGCCUGGCAGAAUCCUUAACAAAUGAAGAUGAGUCAAAAUGUGAAAGUUGGUCGAAUAUUAGUGACAAUGAAAAUAUAAAAAAUGGUGUUAAUAAAACAGAUAAAUAUUCUAGCAAUAUAAAUGAAAGAGAUAUUUUUGAUGAGGCAUCUAAAAAUAGCAUGGCAUUCUCAAGUGCAGCCAGUUUAAAUUAUAAAAAUGAAACUACUGAAAAUAUGAAAAGUCGAAAUAAUAAUAUCCAAAACCAAAAUAUGCAUAUGAAUAUGAAUAAUCUAAAAACUUGCUAUGAAAAUCGAGUGUGUGAUUUAGAAGGAUAUGAAGUAAUACAAGGAGAAAGCGAAAUAGAAAAUAAUGAACUUGAUGAGAAUAAAAAUAUGAACAAAGAAAAUUUUGAUUUUUUUGAUGAAGGUAAAAGUAAUAUAAGUGUAAAUAAAAUUUUGGUAGACAAUAAAAAAAAAGAAAUUAUCGAAUAUUUUUUUUUUAAAAAAAAUAAAAAUGAAUAUGGUGAAUAUUUAUAUAAAAUAAGUGAUGGUAUGUUUUAUUCAUGGAAAUAUAGAUAUUUUAGCAUAAAAGAUAAUAAAUUAUAUUAUUAUAUUAAUGAUGAAAAAAAUGAUUUAAAAGGAGAAAUAAAUUUAUUAAAUGCUCAAAUACAUUGGAUAGGUGAAUAUAAGGGUAGGAAUAAUGUUUUUGUAAUUCAAUGUUUUUAUAAAAAUGUAUAUUAUUUAAGUAUAGAUGAUGAAAUUCAGGCAAAAAAAUGUAUGAUAGAUAUUCAAAUGGCUAGUCUAAUUAAUGAAACGAAUAAUUCAAAAAAUAAUGUAGAAAAACAGAUCGAAUAUAACAAUAUAAAUAACAUAAAAGUUGAAGAUUAUAAAAAUUUAAUGAAUAUUUAUAAUGAUGUUGAAAAUAGUGAUAAUAUAGAAAAUGAGGUUCAACCUUUGAACAAUUUAAAUGGUAAAAUAAAAAAUGAAAAUGAUAAAUUGUCUUAUAUAUUUAAGAAAAAUGAUAAAGAAAAUGAAAAUAAUGUAAACAAUAAAAAUGGUGUUAAUAAUCAUAAUACAUUACAAAUAAGUAAAAAUAAUAAAUAUGAAAAUAUUCCGAUAACUUUGCAAUUAUUUAAUAAUGCAACGGAUAAGAAAUUGAAAAUAAAUGAUAAGAAAUUGAAAAUAAAUGAUAGCUGGAUAUAUGAUAAUGCUAGUAGUAGUAGCAGUAGUUGUUGUGACGAAUGUGCUUCCCCUUUAUUAGGGGAUAAAAGUAGGAAUAAAUUUGAAUCUUUUAAUUUAAAAAAUAUAAUAAAUAUGCUUUUUGGAAAUUUUGAGGGUAUCGAAAUAUUUAAGAUAAAUAAGGAUAUACAAUAUAAAGGGGUGAAGGAAUUAUUACACAAACUUAAAAUUGAUUUGAAUACAAAUGAUGAAUUAAAUUAUCAUUUAAAAAAAUUAUUUAUUUUUAAAAAAAAAAGAGGAAAAAAAAUUGAAUAUUUUUUAUAUAUUAUUUUAAUUUUUUUGUUUUUUAUAUUUUUUCAUAAAAUAUUAAAUUUUUUGUUUUAUUUUUUUAUACCUAUAUUUUUUUUCUUUUGGGGAGUAUUUAUUUAUAAUGAUAAAAUAUCUUAUUCUGGAUUUUAUAAUAAUGUUAAUUAUAAUGUGUAUAAAUAUUCCUUUACUGUUAAUUCAAAUAUAAAUUUUAUAAUGUCUAUUUUAUUGAAUAAGAACAAAAUUAAUAAAGGAGAAUAUUAUCAAAAUGUAAUCCAAUCAAAGAAUAAAUAUAUACAAUAUGUUUGUAGUUUUAUAUAUUUUAAUGUGCCUAUUUUUAAACAGAUAUAUGAAUUUUAUAGACCAAGAAAAUUUUUUAUGACAAAAUAUUUAGAGAAGGAUGUUAGAGAAAUUGAUAAAAUAAAUGAUGGUAGCAUAGGAUAUGAGAAUUUUGUUAUUUCAAAAAGUGAAGAUGAUAAAAAAAAAAUGCGAUGUUAUUUCAUUGUACAGUAUACGAGCAAAAACUCGAAAGAGUAUUUCAACUUGAUAAAUUGUGAAAAAAAAAUAAAAGAUGGAACUGGAACUAAAUAUGAAAAUAGAGAAAAUAGAUAUAGAAAUAGAGAUGAUAAUAGAGAUAGAAAUAGAGAUGAUAAUAGAGAUAGAAAUAGAGAUGAAAAUAAAGAUGGAAAUAAUAAGUUUUCAGCUAAAAAAAUGUCUACUAUGUAUGGUAUAUCUACUAGUAUUGAUAAGCAAAAUAAUACAUUAAAUAAUAAUAAAUAUAAUAUCGAUUUUUCAUCUAAAAAAAUGUCUAAUAUCAUAUUAGAAAUGAGUAGAACGAAACUUGGAAAAUUAAUACAAAAUUGUAUACUUGGGUUAUUAAAACAUUUUUUUAAAAUAAUUAAAAAUACAUUUUUUGAUGAAUAUGUAAAAGGUGAUGGAUUUGAUAUAUAUAUAAUUAGGGAGAAGGGGGAUGAAAUAUGUAAUAUUGAAUAUUUGACAUGUUAUGAUUAUAAAUCUGGAAUUUUUAAUAACUAUUUAAAUGUGGAAAGGUGUCGAAAUGUGAUCAGAUUGUUCAUGUCUAAUUGGCAAAAUAAUUCCCAAAAUAAUUCCCAAAAUAAUUGGGAAAAAUGUGAAAUCGAUUUUGAAAAUGAUAAAAACAACUUUUGUAUAGACGAGAAUGAAGAGAAUAUAAAACUACUUAUAAAUAAAAAAAAAGAUGAAAAAGAAAUAUGUAGAAAUAUAUUUUUUAAUAUUAAUAAUAAAGAUAUAUCAAAAAAUAUAAUAAAAUAUAUAUAUAAUUUAACUAGAAUAAAAUAUGUUAAUACAAAUAAAUAUAUAGGGUUAAUAAAAAAUAUGAAUGAUAUAUUUUUUAUUAUUAAUUUAUCAAAAGUAUUUAUUUAUUUAACUGAUAAAAUUGAAUUAUAUGAAAUAAAAAAUGUUAAAAUAAUAGAAAAAUUAACAAAUAGACAUUCUGAUUUAAAUUUUUAUUCAGAUGAUUUAUUUAUUAAUAAUGUUAUUUAUAUAUUAAGUGGAAUAAAAUUAUUGCAUAAUACAUUUGAAAAAUCAUGGGUUUUUCCAAAAAAAAAUGAAAAAAUUCAAGGAAAAUAUAAUAAUUCUUAUAUUGUUAUAACUAUGAUAAAUGAAUCUCCUAUUACAUUUUCAAUAUUAACUGAAAAUUAUAAAACAAAAACAAAAUUAUAUUCAAAUAUACAAUUUGUCUCCGAUUCUACAAUGAGUGCAAUAAACAUAUUUAUAAAUAACGAUAUAAUAAUUAAAAAUAAUAAUAAUUAUGAAUUAAAAAUUUCAUUUCCAAAUAUAUCUUUGAUUGAUUUAAUAAAAGGAAAUCUAAGAUACACAUUUUGUAACAAUUUAGCUGUUACUGAUAGUUUGGGCAAUUUGGCAAAUAUCAAGUUCAUUGAUAAAUAUACAAAAUGUGGACAAUUUUGUGGAAUUGCUAAACGGAAUGAAACUAUUACCAAUACACUGAGUGGGAAUAUUUUUGAUAAAAUUAUUAUUGAUGAUGAUAAAAAAUAUAAUAAUAUGAGUGACAUAGAAAUCGAAAUGGAAUAUGAUGAUGACUCUAAUUCGGCGAGAUUAAGCGAACAUUAUAUCAAAGUAAGAACGCUGAUGGAAAAGUAUAAGACAAAGUUGUGA